This is a messenger RNA of Salarias fasciatus (jewelled blenny), 1941 nucleotides long. RefSeq names its product cutC copper transporter homolog (E. coli) (gene cutc). The coding region runs from base 237 to 941 and encodes 234 amino acids. Gene Ontology annotation, molecular function: copper ion binding. The transcript has 8 exons. The record is from RefSeq and is a predicted model, not a curated record. NCBI's taxonomy places the organism in Eukaryota, Metazoa, Chordata, Actinopteri, Blenniiformes, Blenniidae.
GAGUCAACGGUGAAUAGAUUCAACUAUCAGGAAAGCGAUGGUCCACAUGACUCGCUGCAGGAUCUACUGCUCUGUGGGUUCUAUGUGUGAAUUUACCAAGUACCCGUUGUAGAGUUUCUUCUUUGCAGCAACAAAGCUGUGGCUGCACCAUAAGCUAACUCUGCUCAUUUAGACUGUCACGAUGGCAGAAAGCUUUUUAAUGGAGGUGUGUGUCGACUCCGUGGAGUCUGCUAUCAAUGCUGAACGUGGAGGUUGGUGCAGGCCGUCUUGAACUCUGUUCCAGUCUUCUGGAAGGAGGACUCACUCCCAGUCUUGGUCUUCUACACAUAGUGAAACUGUAUGUCAAGAUUCCAAUUUAUGUGAUGAUUCGACCUCGCGGAGGGGAUUUUCUGUACUCGGAUCUAGAAGUGGAGGUGAUGAGGAAAGACAUAGAGUUAAUGAAAAACCAAGGAGCAGAUGGAUUUGUGCUGGGAGCCCUCACAGAGGAUGGACGGGUAGACACAGAGCUCUGCAUGGAUUUACUGGCGACUGCUCGUCCUCUGCCUGUCACUUUCCACAGGGCCUUCGACAUGGUUCACGACCCAGCGGUUGCUCUGGAGGCUCUGGUAACGCUGGGGUUUGAGCGUGUAUUGACAAGCGGCUGCGACAGCUCAGCUUUGGAAGGACUUCCUCUCAUCAAAAGGCUCAUUGAUCAAGCUAAAGGGAGAAUCACCAUCAUGCCAGGAGGAGGUAUCACAGAAAGGAACCUGCAGAGAAUACUGGAAGGGUCAGGAGCUCAAGAGUUUCACUGUUCGGCCCGCUCCAGUAAGGACUCUGCUAUGAAGUUCAGGAACACCUGUGUGAUGAUGGGAGCUGCUUUCUCAGCGCCUGAAUAUGGCCUCAAGGUGGCAGAUGUGAGCAAAGUGCGUUCUCUGAAUGCAAUAGCCAAAAACACCUUAUGAACCUACACUUGACUAUCAUGUUACCUCAUAGGAAAUCACUGUGUCGAUGUCGUGAGUUACAAUUCUCUUCAGCAAAUCUGCAGAAAAAUAGUGUUUCUGAUGUUGGACCUCAGGGGCAGAGCAGUCUGUAGAAGUAUCACAGAGCCGAGGGUGUGAAUAAUUGACGUGUCCUAUUGUGCAGACCUAGAAAGCCUUUCGCUAACGCCUGUGAAAGAAAAUAGUUGGUAUUUGUACAUGUGUAAAAGGUAGUUUAUGUGUACUUUGCUCUGUAAAUGUGUUCCUGCCUUUAUAUACAGUAUGUAAUUCUGAGCUCAGGGUAAAGAGAGAGAAAAAAAAACAAAACAAACAAACCAAAAUAAACAAUUAUCCUCAAUGUCAGGUAUUUGAAGGCCACUAGUUAACUUGUGGUAUGACAAACACUUCAGAUUAUGAAGGUACUCAUGAAUUAAAAGGUAACUGAAAAUAUAAAGUACACUUUUUUUGUCUAAAAAGGAUGAGAAAAGGAGUAGAACCCCAAAACACUGUCAGACCGCAAAAUACUGACAAUACAAUAGUUGGAAUACAUCUCAAAGAUUUCCUUACACAUUCACUGCUUUCUCUCUCUCUCUCUCUUUUUUUUUUUUGAUAAUGUUAAAUCCCAGCUCAUUUGGUUGUUUUUUUUUUCCAAUAUAUUUACAAAUCAUGAACAUGUGAUCAGUUUCUACAUGAAUGACCCUGUAUGAACAGACAAUAAUUCGUUGCACUUGAGAACUUCUUUCUACUGCUGUUGGUUUCCAUUUUCUGCAGUUUUUGAUAACAUCUACAAUGGGAUAUUUGGUGCUAAUUCUGCCCUUCUGUAAUUGAUUAUCUUGCAAAUAAAAACCUGAUUUGAUCAUUUUUUUUCCUACAAUCUUAAAAUAUUGAUCUCUCAUCAGUGUGCAUUGUUUUAUUGUACUUUUUUCUCAGAUGAGUCUUACUCUCUGAAUUAGUCUGUGAUUGCAUUGCUUCAAAUAAUAAAUCA